AUGCCAGUCCCCUCCUCGGAGGCGCGCACGUCACGACGUAGGAGCACUGACCGGGGCAGGGGCAGACGCUGCGUACAGAGCCGGCCUUCACCCCAGGGCCUUGUCUGGGUGGAAGUUGUCAGGAUGACUGGCAAGAGCUUACUGCUCAAAGUGAUCCUGUUGGGAGAUGGAGGAGUGGGGAAGUCCUCGUUGAUGAAUCGGUACGUAACGGACCGUUUUGACUCACAGUCCUUUCACACAAUCGGGGUCGAGUUCCUCAAUCGCGACCUGGAGGUGGAUGGACGCUUGGUAACUCUUCAGAUCUGGGACACUGCGGGACAGGAGCGCUUCAAGUCCCUGCGCACCCCUUUCUAUCGUGGCGCUGACUGUUGCCUGCUCACGUUUGCUGUCAAUGAUUUGCAUAGCUUCCAGAACCUCGGCGGUUGGAAAAAAGAGUUCAUGUACUAUUCAGAUGUGAAAGACCCUGAGCACUUUCCCUUUGUGGUGUUGGGCAACAAAGUGGACAUGGAUCAACGAGAAGUGGGAGCGGAGGAGGCCCGAGCCUGGUGCGAGGAGAACGGCUGCUGUCCUUAUUUUGAGACCAGUGCUAAGGACGACACUAACGUCACUGCUGCCUUUGAGGCCGCGGUCCGAGAAGUCCUGGCUGCAGAGGACCAACUGGACCACGCACUGCUUAGUAGCACUAUAGAUCUCCACGGUAACCGAAAAACACCACGCGCAUCUUGCUGCUGA
Molecule: messenger RNA, 732 nt
Organism: Knipowitschia caucasica
Lineage: Eukaryota; Metazoa; Chordata; Actinopteri; Gobiiformes; Gobiidae
Source: the annotation of a GenBank genome assembly